AUGAAGCUGCUAACGCUGAACUUCCUCACUUGCGCUCGCAAGACGUGCAAAUCGAAUGCCGCUGCCUUCCCGCUUCAUCCAAAGGAAGCGGAGCUGGAACAAGUCGAAACAGACAUGAAUCCCCUCUUCAUCAAGAAUAUUUUGCCAAGACUGGACUGGGAAGCUAUGAAGACGCUGACUACUGAGCUCGGCCUACCAAAUCUACCAGCCGAAACACCAUCAGAUGAGGAGCUCGCCACCGAUGGCGAGCCGUCACAGACAGCAAAGGAUCUGCAUACUCUGCUCAUGGAGACGUCGAUUCAGAGCGGCAAGCUUGUUUGUGGGAAUUGCGAGCACGAGUAUGCUGUGAAGGAGGGGAUUGCGAACUUUUUGCUGCCGAGUCAUAUGGUAUGA
Messenger RNA from Recurvomyces mirabilis, 393 nucleotides. RefSeq lists its product as uncharacterized. The record is from RefSeq and is a predicted model, not a curated record. The transcript has 2 exons. Gene Ontology annotation, molecular function: protein heterodimerization activity. Bases 1 to 393 code for a protein of 130 amino acids. Gene Ontology annotation, biological process: rRNA (guanine-N7)-methylation; peptidyl-glutamine methylation; tRNA methylation. Lineage: Eukaryota; Fungi; Ascomycota; Dothideomycetes; Mycosphaerellales; Teratosphaeriaceae.